Saccharomyces mikatae IFO 1815 is the source of this 987-nucleotide messenger RNA. RefSeq lists its product as uncharacterized. Bases 1 to 987 code for a protein of 328 amino acids. Lineage: Eukaryota; Fungi; Ascomycota; Saccharomycetes; Saccharomycetales; Saccharomycetaceae. The transcript has a single exon. The record is from RefSeq and is a predicted model, not a curated record.
AUGGAAAAAAAACAUGUUGGCGUGCAAAUACAAGAUGUUCCCCCAGCACAUGUUAAAUUAAAUCGAAAUGAAAAAUUCGUUUAUAUUACAAGUACAACAAACUGCGUGUCUUAUCAAAUAGCAGCUAUAGUUUCAUACCCAGAAAAGGCAGAUUUAUUGAAUACCAGUAUAGAUAAUGGAAAAUCACUGCACGAGAGUAAUAAAAUAGCGUUGCUGCUGCACGGGAGUCAAUCUCACAAAAACGCCAUUUAUCAAGCUUUAUUGGCAAACAGCCUGAGCCAAUCGGGAUAUUGGGUACUAAGAAUCGAUUUUAGAGGACAAGGAGAUUCAUCAGACAACUGCGAUUCUACUGUCGGCAGGACGCUCGAUCAGGAUCUUGAAGAUAUGUGUACAGUGUACCAAACAAUAUCUGACAAAUCCCUCAGGAAGCAGUUGUACAUGACGGGAACAAUAUCGCUAGAUGUGAUUGUCGCACAUUCUAGGGGUUCUCUUGCUAUGUUCACAUUCUACCUACAGUUGCUCGCAAGUGCAUCUACUUUGCCGUCUUACUUGAUUAAUUGUGCUGGAAGAUAUGAUGGAAGCGGACUUAUCGAACGAUGUACACGGCUGCACCCAAAUUGGCAAACUGAAGGAGGGUUCCGGGCAAGUGGUCCACGAUAUGGCAAAUACAAAGAUCUCUGGAUCCCAUCGAGCGAAACUUAUAGUAUUGCCAGCGUUUGUGUUGAAAAAUUCGCCGCUAUACCAUCUACCUGCUCCAUAAUGUCCUGCUACGGUUUAUGUGAUCACAUAGUCCCACUUAGUGCAGCCUCAAAUUAUAAAGAGCUUUUUAAGGGCCGACAUACCUUGACGCUCAUUGAAAAUGCAGAUCAUAAUUACUAUGGUACUGAGAGUGAUCCAAAUGUAUUAAACUUACCGACAAGGAGGGGCAGAGUCAAUUAUUCACCACUCGUGGUAGAUUCAAUUAUGGAGUUCCUGGGAAAGACAUAA